Cynocephalus volans (Philippine flying lemur) is the source of this 4236-nucleotide messenger RNA. It is a transcript of the gene ACTR8, whose product is annotated as actin related protein 8. NCBI's taxonomy places the organism in Eukaryota, Metazoa, Chordata, Mammalia, Dermoptera, Cynocephalidae. Gene Ontology annotation, cellular component: Ino80 complex. Gene Ontology annotation, biological process: double-strand break repair; regulation of DNA-templated transcription. The record is from RefSeq and is a predicted model, not a curated record. The transcript is spliced from 13 exons. The coding region runs from base 83 to 1957 and encodes 624 amino acids.
ACGCCUGCGCAGUGGCCUUUCCCCCGUGGGGGUCCCGGCGGCGGCACUAGAGAGAGAAGACUGGUGGGCGUUGGCGGCCAAGAUGACCCAGGCCGAGAAGGGGGACGUGGAGAACGGGAAGGAGAAGGGCGGGGAGAAGGAAAAGGAGCAGCGCGGCGUGAAGCGGCCUAUCGUGCCCGCACUGGUGCCGGAGUCUCUGCAGGAGCAAAUCCAGAGCAACUUCAUCGUUGUCAUACAUCCAGGUUCAACAACUUUAAGGAUUGGUCGAGCCACAGAUACCCUUCCUGCGAGCAUCCCUCAUGUUAUUGCACGAAGACACAAACAACAAGGACAGCCCCUAUACAAGGACAAUUGGCUCCUAAGGGAGGGGCUAAAUAAACCUGAAAGUAAUGAACAAAGACAAAAUGGCCUUAAAAUGGUGGAUCAAGCAAUAUGGUCUAAAAAGAUGUCAAAUGGCACAAGACGGAUUCCCGUGUCCCCUGAACAGGCACGCUCCUAUAACAAGCAGAUGCGACCCGCAAUUUUAGAUCACUGUUCUGGAAAUAAGUGGACAAACACAUCUCAUCACCCUGAGUAUUUGGUAGGAGAAGAGGCCUUGUAUGUUAAUCCAUUGGACUGUUACAAUAUUCACUGGCCUAUCCGAAGAGGUCAGUUAAAUAUUCACCCAGGACCUGGGGGCUCCCUUACAGCUGUUCUGGCAGAUAUUGAAGUAAUAUGGUCUCAUGCAAUACAAAAAUAUUUGGAGAUCCCACUGAAAGAUUUAAAGUAUUAUAGAUGUAUCUUGUUAAUUCCUGACAUCUAUAAUAAACAGCAUGUGAAAGAACUAGUGAAUAUGAUACUAAUGAAGAUGGGUUUUUCAGGGAUUGUGGUCCAUCAGGAGUCUGUGUGUGCCACCUUUGGAAGUGGUUUAAGCAGCACGUGUAUUGUAGAUGUUGGGGACCAGAAGACAAGCGUAUGCUGUGUGGAGGAUGGGGUGUCUCAUCGGAACACUCGGCUCUGUCUGGCAUAUGGGGGAUCUGAUGUGUCAAGAUGUUUUUACUGGCUAAUGCAGCGAGCUGGGUUCCCUUACAGAGAAUGCCAGCUAACAAAUAAAAUGGAUUGCCUUCUUCUGCAGCACCUUAAAGAAACUUUUUGUCAUUUAGAUCAGGACAUUUCUGGGCUUCAGGACCAUGAGUUUCAGAUUCGACAUCCAGAUUCUCCUGCCUUGCUUUACCAGUUUCGAUUAGGAGAUGAAAAACUUCAGGCUCCAAUGGCUUUGUUCUACCCAGCAACUUUUGGAAUUGUUGGACAGAAAAUGACAACUCUGCAGCACAGAUCCCAGGGUGACCCUGAGGAUCCUCAUGAUGAACAUUACCUGCUGGCCACGCAGAGCAAGCAAGAACAGUCUGCGAAAGCUACUGCUGACCGAAAGUCUGCAUCCAAACCCAUUGGAUUUGAAGGGGAUCUUCGUGGCCAGUCCUCUGAUCUUCCAGAAAGACUCCAUUCACAGGAGGUGGAUUUGGGGUCCUCCCAGGGAGACUGCCUGAUGGCUGGCAACGAUUCCGAGGAGGCCCUCUCCGCACUGAUGUCCAGGAAGACUGCCAUCUCACUGUUCGAAGGGAAAGCCCUGGGCUUGGAUAAAGCCAUCCUUCAUAGCAUAGACUGCUGUUCAUCUGAUGAUACCAAAAAGAAGAUGUACAGCUCCAUCUUGGUGGUGGGAGGUGGUCUGAUGUUCCAUAAAGCUCAAGAAUUCUUGCAGCACCGAAUUCUCAACAAAAUGCCACCUUCAUUCAGGAGAAUUAUUGAAAAUGUGGACGUGAUCACAAGGCCUAAGGACAUGGACCCCCGGCUGAUUGCAUGGAAAGGAGGGGCAGUGUUGGCUUGUUUGGACACAACACAGGAACUGUGGAUUUAUCAGCGAGAAUGGCAGCGCUUUGGUGUCCGCAUGUUACGAGAGCGAGCUGCUUUUGUGUGGUGAAACAGGGAGGAAAAGUCACUGUCCAAGACCAAAAACAAGCCUCUUGGAAUAAAAGACUCUUAUAGGAAUAUAUGUAUUUUAAUUCAUUGAACUAGAUGCUUAAGUUGCAUGAAAAAUGAAUUUUUUUUGGCAGCUGGCUGGUACAAGGAUCCAAACCCUUGACCUUGGGAAAAUAAAUGAAUUUCAACUUUAUGUUGAGGACAUGACAUUGGUUUGAAAUUAUAAGCUGCUAUUGUAGUCAGGACAUUUGAGAAUAAAUAUGAACUUACUCUUCAGUUGUAAACUCUCCUGACCCUUUCUCAACUCCCUAGUGAUGUAAAAUUUUGCUGUUAAGCAUUCUCACGUGGUGAAGCCCUUAGUUUAAGUUGACUUCUGAUUGUCAUCAACAGGCAGUCUUAUCUAGUUAUGGGGGGUGGUGUGUGACUGUGAGAAGAAAUGUCUGGUCAUGCCAUUUUCCCUCUGGUCUGCGACAGCAGUUAGCAUCUAAAGUUGUCUGAGUUAUAUGCAUGUAUAAUGUCCACUUGGAGUUCCAAAUAGGAAAAAAAGUUUUGGUUUUUGUUCUUUUUUUCUUUUUCAUUUUCUGUUGGAUUACAAAAAAGACUGGGACACAUUGAGGUCUAGAUUUCCAGAGGCAAAGAUUUAUUGCUGGAGGGCCGAGCCCGUGGCGCACUUGGUAGAGUGCUGCGCUGGGAGCGCGGCGACGCUCCCGCCGCGGGUUCGGAUCCUAUAUAGGACUGACCGGUGCACUCACUGGCUAAGUGCCGGUCACGAAAAAACGACAAAAAAAAAAAAGAUUUAUUGCUGGGCUGGCUGGCUUUUGUUACCUGACAUGCUGUAGGAUGGGCUUGGGAAAGAAAACGAUUAUUUGACUAAAACAAGAAAAGCUGAAAAGGAAAUCUUAUUUCUUUCCUGAAGCCAAAUAAAAAUUAUUUAGGUAUAAUUUGGAGUUGUUAGCUUGUGUUGUACAGACAAACAAGGUGACUGCUAUAAUUACUACUAACUUAAUCAUCAAUCACCCAGUUUUCCUUUACAUGAAAAACCAAGUGAAAGCUUUUGGAAUUCUUUAUGUUCAGUGUGAUCAGUUGACUUUACCUUGUGAGCAUUCUGAAGCAAAAUCUAAAUAAUACUGACAGCUGUUACCGCUGGUGGUCUAGGCCCUGAGGAAGCCUUCUGCACUCCUGACAAGAGGAAGAGAAGGCAUUGUCUGGAAACAGGAUCCAGGCAGUGAGCACAGCCUGGUGGCUCAGAGACCUGGGAGGUGUGAGAGAAUGCCUGGUUCCUGCCAUUCAUUGCCAGGCACCUUCGUCCACCAUUUCCCUUACUGAGACUUGAUUUGACACUGUUGGUGGGUCUGUAAGUUAGUGCAGCCAUUAUGGAAAACAGUAUGGAGGUUCCUCAAACAACUACAGGUAGAACUGCCAUACAUUCCAGUAAUCCCACUGCUGGGUGUACACCCAAAGUAAGGGAAAUCGUCAUGUCGAAGGGAUACCUGCACCCCCAUGUUUAUCACAGCUCUAUUUACAAUCGCUAAGAGUUGGAACCAACCUAAAUGUCCAUCAUCGGAUGACUGGAUAAGGAAAAUGUAUAUAUACUCAGUGGAAUACAACUCUGCCCUAAAAAGGAAUGAAAUUCUGCCAUUUGCAACAAUGUGGAUGAACUUAGAGAAAAUUAUGUUAAGUGAAAUAAGCCAGGCACAGAAAGAGAAAUACUGCAUGUCCUCACUCAUAAGUGGGAGCUAAAAAAAAAUUUUAAAAAGACUCAACAAUCACAGUAAUAUGUAGAACUUUCAAAAGGAGAGAAUGGAACUGAGACCACCAGAGGUGGGAGGAGAGGGAGAGAAGUUUAGUGAGAAAUUGGUAAAGGGCCUCAAAAAAUGAUUACAUUGUGUAAUGGUAAAUAUAGUAAUUAUCCUGAUUUGAGAAUCAUGUAUUGCACACAGGUAUUGAUAUUCAACACUGUACCCAUAGAUAAUGUACAAUCAAUUUCACUUAAAAAAAGACUGGAUACAGGGGUGAGGCUGGGGGAAAGACAAAAGUAGGGACAAAUGAAAGAUGGAAAUAAGAAUAUAGACGUCUUAGACUGUAGAGAAAUGCUGGUGCUGGAGUAUUUCGCAUAAAUAGGAGUACGCUGUGUAACUGCUUAGCAAGUUAGAAACAAUGAGUCCACCAGUAUAACAAAAUAAUUUUAACUUGCUAAAUCUAUGUGGGAUGUAUGCCUUCAAUUUGGAAAUUGCAUGUUUGUUUUUCAUUUUUUAAUAAAUUUAUACAGUAUUGAUUUUA